Messenger RNA from Lotus japonicus, 1658 nucleotides. RefSeq lists its product as uncharacterized. Gene Ontology annotation, cellular component: membrane. Bases 317 to 1357 code for a protein of 346 amino acids. Gene Ontology annotation, biological process: transmembrane transport. The transcript is spliced from 11 exons. Lineage: Eukaryota; Viridiplantae; Streptophyta; Magnoliopsida; Fabales; Fabaceae. The record is from RefSeq and is a predicted model, not a curated record. Gene Ontology annotation, molecular function: transmembrane transporter activity.
AUCCGAGGAAAGCGAAUUUUGAUGAAGGAAACAAACAUUGAAACGCAUCAUAGGAAAGCUGAAAAGGGAUCGAUUGUGUUUGUGGAGUAAUGAAAUGUUUGUGUCAGUGUCGCCAAUAAUUGACGGCUGAAAAACCUCAACGCACUUAACUUUUUAUGCGCUUUGGUCUCACCGCUCUUUUUCUUUCACUUUCUCACCCAAUACCAAAUGUCCAAUUCCAAUUACCAAUACCAAUACCAAUACCAAACCUUUCUUCAAAUUCAAUCAAUCUCUCUAUAAUAUUGCAUUGCACUACAACCAGCUUUGAAUUUGAUACAUGGCGAUGGAUUUUCGCAAGUUUUGGACGAGAAACAUGUUAAUUGGUCUUGGUUUGGGACAGUUUCUUUCUCUUCUCAUCACUUCCACUGGCUUCACUUCUUCUGAAUUGGCUAAGAAAGGAAUUAAUGCUCCAACUUCUCAGUCUUUUCUAAACUAUGUCUUUUUGGUUAUUGUUUAUGGAAGUAUCUUACUGUACCGAAGGAAACCACUCAAGGCAAAAUGGUACUACUAUAUAAUUCUUGGAUUGGUCGAUGUGGAAGCAAAUUUUCUUGUUGUGAAAGCGUAUCAAUACACCUCACUAACAAGUGUGAUGCUGCUUGACUGCUGGUCCAUUCCAUGUGUCAUGCUUCUUACAUGGAUUUUCUUGAAAACAAAAUAUAGAUUCUUGAAGAUUACUGGCGUAAUUGUUUGCAUCGCCGGCCUUGUCCUGGUUGUGUUUUCAGAUGUUCACGCAGGAGACCGGGCAGGUGGAAGCAAUCCUCGUAAAGGGGACGCUAUUGUUUUUGCUGGUGCUACCUUGUAUGCAAUCAGUAAUGUCAGCGAGGAAUUUUUGAUAAAGAAUGCUGAUAGAGUUGAGCUCAUGGGAAUGUUAGGUCUCUUCGGUGGCAUUGUUAGUGCCAUUCAAAUAAGCGUACUCGAGCGCAAUGAACUUAAAUCUAUUCAUUGGUCGGCUGGGGCGGCACUUCCUUUUGUUGGAUUUUCAGUGGCUAUGUUUAUGUUUUACUCGUUAGUCCCUGUUCUGCUUAAGAUCAAUGGAUCUACCAUGCUAAAUCUUUCUCUGUUGACCUCAGAUAUGUGGGCUGUCGUAAUUCGCAUUUUUGCUUAUCAUGAGAAGGUUGAUUGGAUGUACUUUGUGGCCUUUGGAGCUGUUACCGUUGGGAUUCUUAUCUACUCUGGAGGUGACAAAGAUGAGGAUGAGGAUCAGCACCCUCUUAAUUCUGCUGAAGAUCCUCCCAGAAUCAAACAGGAUGAGGAAGCCAAAUCAGGAAAUUCUAGCAGAGGAACUGGUGCUGGAAGCUCAAAAACCUGGGUAGCUUAAGAAAUAAUAGACCUGGGAAGAGCCUCCUUCAAAAGUUGAUGAGACUAUACUCCACAAAGCAAACAUUUUGAUUAUUGUCCAUAUUUUCUAUCAUUUGAAGGCCGAGCUUGUUCUUUAGAGUUUAGAUGGAAUUUUGAUGAAUCUUUUAUGAUUUAGAAAUUAAUAGUCAAGUUUAUUUUUGUCAGUAUGUUGCUAAAUAUCUGAUGUUUUUUCUAUAGAAGGAAAUUGAUGAGGAUAAUCUAUCUAUUCUAUUUUAAUAUAUCAAUUCUGAAGCGCGGAAUGUGGCGCCGACAUUUAAGCA